AUGGACAAGAUCAAGGAGCGCCUUGCUUCCCUCCGCGCAGAGGCAGACACCGCCGUGGCGCGCGCAGAAGAUGCCGAGGGCAAGAACAAGAAGCUCGAACUCGAGCUGAUGCAGAAGGACCAGGAGAUCGUUUCGCUGCAGCACAAGAUCGCCAACCUCGAGGCCGACCUCGACAAGGCCGAGCAGAAGCUGUCCGAGGCCAAGGGCGCGAACGAGGACGUCGAGAGUCACCGGUCCGCCAACGAGACGCUCACGAGGAAGGUUGCGUUGCUGGAGAGCGAGCUCGACAAUGCCGAGAAGCAGCUGCGCGAGACGACCGACAAGCUCCGGCAGGUCGACGUCAAGGCGGAGCACUUCGAGCGCCAGGUUGCCCGCAUCGAGCAGGAGAGGGACCAGUGGGAGAAGAGGUGCGAGGAGGCGCAGGAGAAGUACAACAAGUCGAAGCAGGAGCUCGACGAGCUCGCCCGCGCGAUGGAGGACAUCUAA
This is a messenger RNA of Rhodotorula toruloides NP11, 486 nucleotides long. Its product is annotated as actin lateral binding protein. Gene Ontology annotation, cellular component: actin filament; actomyosin contractile ring. Bases 1 to 486 code for a protein of 161 amino acids. NCBI's taxonomy places the organism in Eukaryota, Fungi, Basidiomycota, Microbotryomycetes, Sporidiobolales, Sporidiobolaceae. The record is from RefSeq and is a predicted model, not a curated record. The transcript has 6 exons. Gene Ontology annotation, biological process: mitotic cytokinesis; actin filament organization. Gene Ontology annotation, molecular function: actin filament binding.